AUUCCCAAAGCCUGAGAGUUUCUUCCCUAAUUCCAAAGACUCCAGAGUCCUUUUUUGUCAAACAUUAUUGAGAAAAGUACAAUAAAACUUUCCACUUCACUGAAGUUAUUACUAACAGGCAGGUGGGAACUGCUCACAUUAAAGAGCAUGCAGGGUUAUUGCUGAGCUGGAUUUGAUUUUCUUAUUAGCGAGGCAGCAAACAACAACAAAAAAUAGAUCUUGCAGUGUGAGUGCAGGAGAUGGUGCUCGCUUUGAGCCAGGCUCAAAGCAAGCAGCAGGAAGAGCCACGUCACACUGCCAAACCAGCAACUGCAAUUUGCACUUCUGCAGGCGAGCCCUCACCUGCAGGACAAAGCAACUACCCACUGAAGUGUGCAGUAGGAACACCAGCUACACAUUGCACAUCUUCACAGAACAGCAACCCUUCAUUUUCCACAGGGCCAGGUGCAGGCAGGAACUCAAGGCCUGAGCAGAAGGGAGCCUCACAAUGUCAGAGCCCUGAUGGCACCCCCAAUCCACCACUCAUACCCUGCAGACAUUCUCAACAAUGACACUGCCAUUAUUAUUAUCUUCCAAUGAGCUAUGGACCUGCUGGGAUUUUACAGCAUGUACCUUGUAAAAUUGCACUGCACUCAGUACUGCUGCAAUUCCCAUGGGCUUUCCAAUUUCAUUUUUAGUAAAUUGAUUGAUAAAAAUGGGCACAGAUAAGAAAGUGCUUGACUGCAUACUAUUUAAAAACUUCCACUGAUGCAGCACAUUAAUUCUCUGCAUGAUUCACAUGCAACAACUACUCUACAGCAGCAUUAAUGCUCCUCUCAGUAAAAGCAUUCCUAUGAUGCUUUCUUUUAAAAAGGGCAUGCCCAGGCGCUGAGUACACAACACGUGCAUGGGAAAAAGAAGGGAGCCAGCCCUGGGAGUCAAAAAAAGGCUGACUAAGACAAGACCAACACUGAGCACACAGCUGAGCAAUACGGCUUUGUCAGGGGAUACAACUCCCUUGCAAUUCCCAGAGCUCCUGCUAACUUCAAACUCAGAUCACCAUCUCGUGACAAGGGUCUGUCAUUUGAAGGAGGAAGAAAUGCAAACCAUGUAGCACACAUCAGCCUAGAAUAAUCAUUAACAAUAAAGACAAAUGUGAUGAUGUCCAUCAGUCUGCUCUGCAGUGCUGCUGACAGCCUCAGACAGAAAGACAGAAACUACAUCUGAGAAUAAGGGGUCUUGGAGCUUGUACGCAGCCUUGAUUAUGCUCCUGGAAAGCAAAUCUUGCCCUGCUUUUAUGUUGUAUACACAGGUGCCUGGAGAGCAGCCUAAAAGCCCAGGCUUUUGUCCUCAACUCUCUCAGGCCACCUCCAUAGCUUUUGUUUUACACAGCGUGGCCUGGCACCCCUACUGUGACCAAGCUCAACGCUCAUUACAGCACCGACUAUAAACGUGACCUAUUUCUUAUGUUUGAGUGUCAACAUCUUGGACCUCUGCCUCUCCAGGGGGCAUGCACUGGGUCAGGGUCUCACACGGCUGCCACUACAAAUCUAAAGGUUGGGUGUUGCACAGAGGCAGCUAAAUAAAUAAAUAAAUAAAGUUGUAAGUUGAACAGCACCUUGAAUGCAGGUGCAUGAAUGCAUAAAGAAGCUAAAAAUCACUUUAUCAGCUGCCAAGCAGCUUGAGAGCUGUUUGCAACCUAUUGCCACCAACCGCUUCUCUGAGGUACGGAAUGAAACAGCAUAGGAAAUAAGAGGGCUCCUUGAGUCCUUGGGAACACACUCCUAAGCUCCACACAACUGUUCUGAUGCACUGCUCCAGUGCAAAGUCACUCCAGAUUCCAAAGGAGAGGAAAAGUUACUGGACUGAGUCACUCUCCACAUCACAACAGGGCGUUGUGCUGCAUGUCUGCCUGCUUGGGAGCAACCACAUUCUUAGCAGUAUGAAUUACUCAGAGACAUUCACUAUCUGUUAUUGACGGUCAUAAAGUGAAAAAUGUAACAACCGCCAUAGUUAUCUGCAACUUGCAUUAACGGAUUAUACAGUUAAACGUGGACAAUAACACAGAGUGUUUAUCAGAAGGUUUCUUGGAGCUCAUCAUUUUAGAAUUGAAGGGAACAAGUAAAACUACCUGCUUAUCAGGGCAACUAGAAAAAAAAAAUGACGUAUUUUAAAGACUCAAAUAACCCUCCUCCUGGUCUGAAAGCGCUUUGCAUAACCUUGCGUCAUUUAGGGCAGACUUAAGACACAGACAGCUUGCGCAGACAGCGUCGUACCCUACACGCUGGGCACACACGGUUCCUCAGUCCCCCACACUACAGCUCGCAUUCAUCCAAGUCUAGCACGGCCUUUUGUGAUACGGCACUUCCCAAAAACCACUGACUGCAUCCUUCCCGGCGUACGGAGGCUCAGAGACAGUCCUGUCUGCAGGUGACGAGGCAGCGCCGGGGGGGAGGGGAUCUGCCACAGCAGUGCCUCUCAGCAGGACCUGGACGAGGAACAGGGGGCUGCGAGCCUCUCUCCAGCUGCCGAAUCACAGGGGCUCACACACCCGCGGUGGCGGCAGUUAAAGCCGGAACCUCCCGCCCCUCCUCCACUAACGCUCUCCCCCAUAGCGCCCGCCUGAGGUGGGGAGUGCGCUGCGCCUGCGCAUGCCGAGCAACAGCGACCUCAUUGCGCCUGCGCGGCCUCGCCAACAGAGGGGGAGGGGACCGCGCGCUCCCGUUCUUGCCCCGUGCUCGGCCCGGGGGGAAAAUGGCGAGCCUGAUUCCCGCGGCGACCUCAUCACCCGCCGGCGCUCCUUCCCGUAGCAAGAAGCGCCCGGCAAGCCCGGGCACCGGCAGCGGUCCGGCUAAGAAAAAGAAAGUGGCAGCGUCGAGCGGCUCGCAGAGUGCAGGUGGAGAGGUCAUGAACGAAAAUAAAUUUCUGAACACGGACUCCAGCACAGGAUCAGUGGAAACAGCCGUCAAGCCAUUACCAUUUAAAGAUCCAAACUUCAUUCACUCCAGCAUUGGUGGAGCAGCAGCUGGCAAGAAGAACAGAACUUGGAAGAACCUAAAACAAAUUCUUGCUUCUGAAAGGGCAUUGCCAUGGCAACUAAAUGAUCCUAGCUAUUUUAAUAUCGACGCUCCUCCAUCCUUUAAGCCUGCAAAGAAAUAUUCAGACAUCUCAGGACUUCCAGCAAAUUACACAGAUCCCCAGAGCAAGCUGAGAUUUAGUACUAUUGAAGAAUUUGCCUAUAUUCGGAUGCUCCCUUCAGAUGUGGUUACAGGAUACCUGGCUCUAAGGAAAGCAACAAGCAUUGUUUCCUGAAAAGACCAAGUACUGUUGUGUGUCACUCCUGAAUGGUGCUAGGUUUAAGAAUUGUGGGAGAGACUGCUUGCAGGAUUGAGGUUCCUUCAAACUCUCCACUGAUAUUUACAUCUGGAAGUUGUUGAUGACACAUGGAUUUGAAUGAACAUGUGGAUUUAAUUCUGACAAAUACUUAUACUUGUUAUUUUGCCAAUUUGUAAGCAAUUUGGUUUUGGUGGCCAAGAUAACUUAAGGCCUUAAGGACAUGGAUCGGCACCAUAAUGUCCAAGUUAUAUUAAUUUCUUUAGAGACAGGAUUUCAUUCCCACUCUAUAUAUUUUAUGUACUGCUCUGGCUCAGAAGAAUAAACAGCCAGUUAAAGAAAGGAAAACGUUCCAAGACGUCCCAGCUUCCAGACCUGCCUUGCAGAUGUGCUUUCCACUUGACUAUGAAGAAGCUUAUCCCACCUGUAAAAAUCAAGUUAAAAUACCAGGUAAAUGCUGCUGUUGUGAUGAAUGCUUACGGUACUGAGUACCGUGAACAGCUUCUCACAAAUAUUUGCACUGAAGAACAGUCAGCGUACGUAAAGGUGGACUCAAACUCAUUUUAAAUUAUCUUAAUGAGUAUGUAUAAUGGACUCAAGCCACAUCACCAGGCAACUCUUCAUUGUGACACUUUGCAUUUUUUGAGUGCUUCCUUCCACAACUCAACUGUUCUUCUGCCUCUGCUAGUUGGUUCAUUAUUAUUACUAAUUAGUAUAAAAAAAAGUACUUAUUUCCCAGACUUUUUAGGAAAGGAUGCUGUAAGAGCAGGAAUUCCUCUGACCAGUGGCAUUUUGGCACUCAGAUGGUCUUCAGCAAGGAAGGACCUCCUAGAUGAGGGCACUGACCUUUGCACUCUGAAGUACCAGGAGAGUAUGUGAGAGCAACUGAAGGUUGUCUCCCUUUAGAGAAAGGAGAACGAAGGAGAGCUCAGACUCUUGCUGGGGGUUGACAAGUACUUGCUGACAUCAGAAUCAAUCGUGAUUUUCUGAAACUAAGCUUAGUGGGGGGAAGUGGGCUGUGAGAGCAGUCCUCACCUCAUCCAAGCUCCAUCAUGACCUUGUGCAGGUCCCCUCUUUGAGGGCACAAGGAGCACACAGUGGGGACUAGUUAAUGUCUAAACUGCAUCUUGAAUGCACAUUUCUAUAGCAAUGGUAAUUAUUGGAACAGACGUUUUCUCACUGAAAGAAUAAAUCACACGAGUUUAAUCUCAACUCUAAAACAGGAAAAAUCGCUUAACAAUGGGAUGCAUUGUUCAAUGAAUGUGUGUGGGACUCAACUCCUUUUUUUUUGUGAUCUAAUAUUUACAAAAACAAAGUAAUUUGAAAAGUCUUUGACAUGCUUACAAUAGAUCCAUCAAAGAUCUGGAUAUCAGAUAAUGCUACAACUGUAUCACAGAACAAAAAAUAAUAGGACAGGAUAUCUCUCUUCAUGCCAGUAGGCAUCCAAGCCACAUUCUCUUUGCUGAGUUUUGGAAUGGCUAUUUUAACAGAAGAUAAGUUUGUAAGAUAAGCUUAACAUUGAUAUGAAAAGCAAAUGUAGAACUGCUCUAAGAUCACUUUUACUUUAAGUAAACAGACACUACCUUAGACAAUGAGAUUUCACCAGCUUGCUCUCUCCCAGAAAGUAUCUUCAGCAUUCUUUGGGAAUGACUGUUUAGGAGCACAGGCUCCCUCCCUAUCAGAAGUGUUCCAGGCACUCCUGCACUGUAUGCAGAAGUGUUACUUUUCUCAGCUAAUUUCUACUUAACAGUUUUUAUACAUUCUGUUUUCAAAACCUAAGUGCCUUCAUGAAUCAGCACUAGAAAAGUACAUAUGGCUUAGGUUUGGCAAAAACAUUAAUGACUUCUCAGUGCUUUCUAGCCAUGCCAUGGCUACUGGAUUCCCUUCUCAUACCUUGUUUUUUCCUUUGUUUGCUACAGGCCCUUUUUUCUUGGUAUGCAGUACUCCAUUUACUAGGCUGUGCAGUAUUCAAUGAAAGUCAGCCACUGAAAUCACGCAAUUUUACACUGAUCAACAGCAGUUUACUACGUGCAACAGUUAAAACGUUAUUUGUUUUGGCAGGAAACUGAAAACAGAAAAGAUCCAGUAGCCAAUGUGUUGAUCAGUCCAACUAAGCUCUUUUUGGGAACAAUUUUUGGGCUGCCUCUCUCAUUAGUGGCUUCUGUGAGAGAACUGAGCAACAGCAGCGUCGCAGUAUAGAGCAGAAAACAUGGAUAAGUGAAAAGCUACUCUGUGCUGCAGAGUAUUUUUAAAGUAUGUAUUAUUGUCAGCCUCAGGAGAACUGAAGAUGGAGAAGUGCAUUUAUAUUUAAAAGUAAUUCCAGAAAAUAAAUAAAAGAAGCUGAAUUUAAA
This is a messenger RNA of Numida meleagris (helmeted guineafowl), 5663 nucleotides long. It is a transcript of the gene INO80C, whose product is annotated as INO80 complex subunit C. NCBI's taxonomy places the organism in Eukaryota, Metazoa, Chordata, Aves, Galliformes, Numididae. The coding region runs from base 2734 to 3291 and encodes 185 amino acids. Gene Ontology annotation, biological process: chromatin remodeling. The transcript has 5 exons. Gene Ontology annotation, cellular component: Ino80 complex. The record is from RefSeq and is a predicted model, not a curated record.